UAUCAGCAGCAUUCUCAGAGACACUUGUAGACAAUGGCUGUGUCUAAUGAAAUCUAUGAAAAUUUUGAGAUUGACUAUGAAGAAAAUGAGGCAACAGAUGGGAUUGAAGAUAUUUAUUCCAAUGUAGACAUUAUUCAUUCUCAGUACUCUGGAAAUAAGACAAAGGACCUCACCCCAAAGAGAAUACCACUGGCUACAUACCCAGGUUCUGAGAGCACAAAGUGGAAACCCACCAGAACUGGUGUCGUGUGUCUGGGACUGUUGACCUUCCUCCUAUUGGCUGGAAUCAUAGGCCUGUUAGUCUGCUACAUCAGAGUGACCCACAGUUUGAAGGAGAAAAUCUUCUUUUAUGAAACCAACUCCACGGCUGAACAAGACCAGUUCCAGGCUAGAUACAGUGCCAUGACUGAGGAGAGGGACCAGCUCCAGGCUGAACGAGACCAGGUCCAGGACAGAUACAGUGCCAUGACUGAGGAGAGGGACCAGCUCCAGGCUGAACGAGACCAGUCCCAGGCCAGACACAGUGCCAUGACUGAGGAGAGGGACCAGCUCCAGGCUGAGAGAGAACAUCUCAGGGCAAAUCUCUCUUUCAUUUCUCAACAAAUACAACAGGGUUGGGUGUAUUUCAGCUCCAGUUGGUACUUCAUCUCCACUGCAAAGAAAACCUGGGAGGACAGCAGACGGGACUGUGUGGGGAGAACCGCAGACCUGCUGGUCAUAAACAGCUUGGAGGAACAGGUCUUCAUCCACGGAUUGAAGAAGGAGGGAUUCUGGAUCGGUCUGACUGACAAAUAUCAAGAAGGAAAGUGGAUGUGGGUGGACGGUACAGAACUGACCACUGGGUUCUGGGAGAGCGGGCAGCCUAACAGUGAUGGCGGCAUUGAGGAGGAUUGUGUUGCGAAAUGGUUGAAACCAUCUUCCCAAAAGAAGAGUUGGCAUGAUGUAUCGUGCAAUGAAUUGCUCUUUUGGAUGUGUGAGAAAAUGCUUCAGCUGUGACUGAACUGUAAUCAGAAUGAUUCAGUACAACAUUUAUUCAUUUUUUUCCACAGACUGUUCUGCAAAUAGAUACUGAAGAGACAAGUCAAUUAAGGACAAAUUCAUAUUCGACAAGUCAAUAACAAAUUUGUUUUUGCAAAUUUGUUUUUUUCAUUACAGACCAGUGUGAUGUGACAAAUGCUGGUAUUAUCAGAGGAUUUUAACAUUACAGAUUUGGGUGACAUUCAUUUCUUGACAAAGAAAUACAAUGAUAUUUCCAAAAAAAGGGAAAUAAAUAGAUUGAGAGGCUUUGAACAUUUUGAUGUUGUAUGAUUAUCCUCAGAAGAUGUAACUUAUUUGUAGGGAGACCAACUGAUUUGGCAAAGCAAUUUCAAAUAGCUAGCUAAUGACAUCAUUACAAUUUGUUUGUUGAUCUUUUAGCUUGCAGCUCAAGUUUCAACAUAACCACUUCUGAGGUUAAUCUGGCUGUAUAGGAGUUCCUUUUCCUACUAUUAGUUUUGCCUCAUUUUGAAAUGUUUUCAAGCCAAGGAAAAUGAAUGAAUCUUACCUCUCUAAAGUUACAACCCUCUGGUGAUUCUGAAGGGAAUGUUGCUGUAGUCCAUAAAUAAGGCCAUAAUUGCAAAUUAAAAUGUGUUCAUAAUUGA
Messenger RNA from Esox lucius (northern pike), 1640 nucleotides. RefSeq names its product CD209 antigen-like protein B. The coding region runs from base 34 to 996 and encodes 320 amino acids. NCBI's taxonomy places the organism in Eukaryota, Metazoa, Chordata, Actinopteri, Esociformes, Esocidae. The record is from RefSeq and is a predicted model, not a curated record. The transcript has a single exon.